This is a messenger RNA of Mesitornis unicolor (brown roatelo), 1454 nucleotides long. It is a transcript of the gene SPPL2A, whose product is annotated as signal peptide peptidase like 2A. Gene Ontology annotation, cellular component: cytoplasmic side of endoplasmic reticulum membrane; lysosomal membrane; lumenal side of endoplasmic reticulum membrane. The transcript has 13 exons. Gene Ontology annotation, molecular function: aspartic endopeptidase activity, intramembrane cleaving. The annotation marks the transcript as partial. Gene Ontology annotation, biological process: membrane protein proteolysis. The record is from RefSeq and is a predicted model, not a curated record. NCBI's taxonomy places the organism in Eukaryota, Metazoa, Chordata, Aves, Mesitornithiformes, Mesitornithidae.
ACACUUGGAAAUGAAGUUAACGUGACGCUGUAUUCGCCACCUUUGCCAGAGUUUGAUUACAGUAUGGUUGUAAUCUUCCUAAUUGCUGUGUUCACAGUAGCACUGGGAGGCUACUGGAGUGGAGUAGCAGAACUUGAGACUUUGAAAGCAAUAGCAAGUCCUGAGGAGAGAGAAACAAGACGGAAGAAGGAAGAAAAUGUUACUUUUACCCCUGUAACAGUUAUCUUGUUUGUUGUCAUCUGUUGUGUCAUGUUGGUCUUACUUUACUUCUUCUACAAAUGGUUAGUGUAUGUUAUCAUAUCCAUCUUCUGCUUGGCAUCUGCAAUGAGUCUAUACAACUGUCUUGCGGCAUUAAUAGGAGAAAUACCAUUUGGGCAGUGCAGGAUUGCAUGUUGCAACAAAAGCAUUGAAGUGAGACUUAUUUUUCUUGCUGCAUUCUGCAUAGCAGCAGCUGUGGUCUGGGCAGUGUUUCGAAAUGAAGAUGGGUGGGCUUGGAUUUUGCAAGAUAUUUUGGGAGUUGCUUUCUGCCUGAACUUUAUUAAAACACUGAAAAUGCCCAACUUUAAGUCCUGUGUGAUCCUUCUAGGCCUUCUCCUUCUAUACGAUGUGUUUUUUGUCUUCAUCACACCAUUUAUCACAAAGAAUGGGGCAAGUAUAAUGGUUGAAGUUGCAGCUGGUCCUUUUGGAAACAGUGAAAAGAAUGAUGAAAACUUGGUGGAAGUCCCUACUGAACGCUCAGCUCCCCAUGAGAAAUUACCUGUGGUUAUUAGAGUGCCUAGACUUGAAUACUCUGCAUCGACACUGUGUGACAUGCCAUUUUCAUUGCUGGGUUUUGGAGACAUUAUUGUCCCAGGACUUCUGGUCGCCUAUUGUCGAAGAUUUGAUGUUCAAACAAGUUCAUCUUCUGUAUACUUCAUUUCCUGUACAAUAGCUUAUGCCAUUGGUAUGGUGCUGACUUUCGUUGUUUUGGCAUUAAUGAAGAUGGGACAACCGGCCCUUCUCUAUCUUGUACCAUGUACACUCAUUACUAGCUCUCUUGUUGCUUGGAGACGCAAAGAGAUGAAGAAAUUUUGGAAAGGAAGCAGUUACCAGGUAUCGGACUCCUCCAGGACGCCUUUGCUACAAGAUGAUGGAACACCUGGAUUAUACAGGAAAUGAAGAAAGCACAGCAUCAGCCAGUGAACAGCCUGGAGGACAAUAGCAUGUGGGAUCCUGAUUUAAAAUAGUAUUCAAAUUUUCUACAAACGAAUUACAGUAAAUUUGGUGAAGUUCUACAAUAGAGUAUUUCCUACUCUGUGUAAAAGGGUUUUUUAACUCCUGCACCUAUAUUUUUAUGGAAAAUAUUGUUAAUAACAUAAAAGUAAUCAAAAUAGACUUGCAGUUUUUUACAGCCAAGCCAUAGCUGGUAAGUCUGUGCCUUAUUUUGAUUUAAAUAAAAGGAUAUUUUCUAUGCA